ACUCACAACUCGCUGGAUAUCCUCAUUCACAAUACACCAUUGACGCUGGAGGCCUGUUUUACAAUAAUUGCGUCCCGUUUGCCGCUGUAAACAAACAAAUAUUAUCUAUAAAUCAAAUAAUAUUACGAUCAAAUAACAUAGAGAUAGGUGCGUGCCUGUGUAACUGUACAUACUUGUUUACUUAAAAAACCUACAAAUAUAAAUAUAUAAUAAAAAAUGGACGUGGUACAGACACUUCGAAGUAUAAGAUGGUCUAAAGAGCCAUGGGGCCCCCCUAUUAUAAGCGACGAGGCGAGAGAGUUACUAGAAGAAUGCAAAAACAUAACUCAACCGGAGGUAAUAGAUGAUGUCCAGGAGAUCAUCAAAAGAAGCGACGACUUUCCCAUCGAGUUUCCCAUUGACACAGUCAGAUUGAAGAAACUUAUAACCAGAAGGCCCAUUGAAAAGCUGAAAGAAAAUAUAAGGUCCACUUACCCUGUUCUCCACGAGCGCGUGCUGAUCCUCAUGGCCAACUUUCUAGUAUACAAGAGGAAAUACGGGUCCGACAUCGAGAAGAAACUGUACGAGAGAAUGUCCGUGGUAGAGUUCAUUGACCGGAUACUGGAGAAGAGGUCUAUAUGUUUCAUGUCCAAACAGGACCUUUACAAACUACGGACGGGCGAGUUGGGUGCGGGCGGUUGGGACAACAUCGGCACCCCGAGCGAGUUCCCGCCGCUGGUGCUGGCCGACUACCUGAGCUACGACGAGCUGAAGGUGUCCGCGCUGGUGACCGUGAGCGGGCCCACCACCUGCAUCAACAGCGGCUCGCGGCACAACGCCGGACGAGUCGCAGAGCAAAACAUACAGACCGACGCCAUUAUUAUGGGUAUCAUUGGGCCUCGUUUCCAGCGUCCAGGGCGCAUGGAUUGCGAAGACAUACUCAUCACAUACGAACAGAAUCGCACGGAAUUUGGAUACGGACCGAUACCUACGGACGGGUCCGCGACCGCGCUGCAAAUGUGGAGGAAACUGUGGGCGGACUUCUACCAGAUCCCGAGCAGGACGUACUCGGAGGUGACGUCGGGAGCGGAGAGUAUAGAGGAGGCGACGCGUGACUCGCGCGUGCUGCGCGCGCGGUACACGCGGCGGCCCAUCGGCAGCGACGUGUUCGACGCGGCCGCCUACUCGCGCCGCCUGGCGCUGCUCGCCGACGUGGCGCUGCUGGAGGCCGACGCGCGCGCCGCCGCCGCCGCCGCCGCCGCCCCACACACCGCCGCCUUCCUCAACGUCGUCGGAGCGGGUCUGGGCGUGUGGAGGAUAUCCCACCACCAGGAGGACUUGUACGUCCUCACGUUCCUGCUGCGCGUGCUGGCCCUGCUCGAGGACGGGGCGCUCAACAACGUGUCAGACGUCAACUUCGCUUACAUUAAACUCGGGGAGGGCGUGCUGCCUCUGUUCAAGUCUGUUGAAGGGUCCACGGUGAAAAAACUAUUUCUGGAAAAUGAAGCCCAUCCUAAAGGAGGCAUCAGUGUUCAAGUGGAGAACCGUGAUCCGUCGUCGGCGCUGGUUGGCGAGCAUGCUGGCAAGCUGCUGGUCAUGACGUACGCCUGGGACGGCAACGCACAUCCCGGGAAUGAGUUCUGGGUGGGCAACCUGACGUCGUCCGGCGACCCGGCGGCGGCGUGCUCCACGCAGGUGAGCGAGCUGCACGCCGCAGCCAUCAACCCCGCCGUAUGCGGCCGCAACGCGCGCCGCGCCGCCCCCAUGUGCUUGUGA
This is a messenger RNA of Achroia grisella, 1755 nucleotides long. RefSeq lists its product as uncharacterized. Lineage: Eukaryota; Metazoa; Arthropoda; Insecta; Lepidoptera; Pyralidae. The coding region runs from base 217 to 1755 and encodes 512 amino acids. The transcript has 13 exons. The record is from RefSeq and is a predicted model, not a curated record.